Messenger RNA from Nematocida minor, 420 nucleotides. RefSeq lists its product as uncharacterized. Lineage: Eukaryota; Fungi; Microsporidia. The coding region runs from base 1 to 420 and encodes 139 amino acids. The record is from RefSeq and is a predicted model, not a curated record. Gene Ontology annotation, biological process: nuclear-transcribed mRNA poly(A) tail shortening; regulation of DNA-templated transcription. The transcript has a single exon. Gene Ontology annotation, cellular component: P-body; CCR4-NOT core complex.
AUGUUUCGCGAUAUUUACAAAGAGUCUCUCAAAAUAGACACGCCAGAGGUAAAUUUGACCAACGACAGAAGCAGCAGAGUCUUUCCGUACGACAGAGACAUUGACAGAAUACUGCCAGAGUGCUACAAAACAGCAAUACGCGGGACCAAAGAGGAAAAGAUAGAUAAGUUUUCAGAGGGCACGCUGUUUUACGUUUUCUUCAACCAUUGCGGAAAAAGGGUUCAGAUAGACGCAUACGACCGGCUGCUCAAGCUAGGCUGGAUGUACAGCAAAGAAAUGAAAACGUUUGUGCAGAUAAUCAAGAAGAACGUGGAGCCUGGUCUUAUCCUGUACUUUGACUACUGCACAUGGAAGAAAGUAACCAAAGAAGUAGUCAUCGACCAGGCUUUCAUGAGCACGCUAGAAGACAAGAAUAUUUAA